AUGCCGAACGAAAUCUUGAACGAGAUCUCGCAUCGUCGAUACAAUCCACUGCGCGAUACAUGGGUUCUCGUCUCACCUCACCGCACCAAACGUCCCUGGCAGGGCCAGCAGGAGUCGCCAGGCGUUAUUGACCUCCCUCAAUACGACGAGAAGUGCUACCUCUGCCCGAAGAACAAGCGUGCCAGUGGUGAUUCGAAUCCAGAUUAUACAGACUGUUAUGCAUUUGUGAACGACUUUAGUGCUGUGAAAGAGGUGCAGGAUGAUCAAGAUUACAAGCCAGACGGUGCGGGUCCUGCGGGUAUUGAGGCUGAACUGUUACAAGCAAAGCCAGAACGGGGCAAAUGCUAUGUAUUGACCUUCUCGAGGAGGCACGACCUUACACUAGCGGAUAUGAGUGCUGAGGAGAUCAGGAAGGUAGUCAAGAUGUGGACAGAUAUCUAUACCUCGCACCUGAGCCCGAAAUCACCGCUGGCAGGUCUGAGGAGAACCAUUUUCACGCCUCCACAAAGUCCAAGCAACGAUGGCAAGGCACAGCCCGAGCAGUAUCGACAUAUGCAGAUCUUCGAGAACAAGGGCGCAGCCAUGGGCUGUUCGAAUCCUCAUCCCCACGGUCAGAUCUGGACCCAAACCAACGUGCCCGAAGAGCCAGGAAGCGAACUCCUGAACCUGAUAAAGUACAAGAAAGAGAAGGGACGGCAUAUGCUCGUUGAUUACGCAGCUCUUGAGAUCAUGAAGGAGGAACGGGUGGUGUACCAGAACAAUAGCUUCUUGGUCUUGUGUCCAUGGUGGGCGACUUGGCCGUUCGAAGUCAUGCUUCUGCCCAAGCGCCAUAUUCGGGCUCUAGUCGAUCUCGAUGACACAGAGCAGGCCGAGCUCGCGAGUUGUAUCGCAGAGAUAACAAGAAGAUACGACAAUCUAUUUGAGACGAGUUUCCCUUACAGUAUGGGUAUACACCAGGCGCCUCUCGAAGGUCCGGAAGACGAGAUCGAGAGCUCGAGCUUACACGUUCACUUCUAUCCUCCACUCCUGCGGAGCGCAACUGUGAGGAAGUUCCUUGUGGGCUACGAGAUGUUGGCUGAACCACAGAGGGACAUUACGCCUGAGCAGGCUGCCAGUCGAUUGAGAGAUUGUGGCGGAGAAUUGUAUAGGAAGAAGUUGAAGAGCACAGAAGCUAAGCAGGUCGAGGUGUCACCGUCCGGUUUCAAAGCUACGUCUCAGCCAGCAUCUUGA
Messenger RNA from Lithohypha guttulata, 1230 nucleotides. It is a transcript of the gene GAL7, whose product is annotated as galactose-1-phosphate uridyl transferase. Gene Ontology annotation, molecular function: zinc ion binding; UDP-glucose:hexose-1-phosphate uridylyltransferase activity. Gene Ontology annotation, biological process: beta-D-galactose catabolic process via UDP-galactose, Leloir pathway. The coding region runs from base 1 to 1230 and encodes 409 amino acids. Lineage: Eukaryota; Fungi; Ascomycota; Eurotiomycetes; Chaetothyriales; Trichomeriaceae. The transcript has a single exon. Gene Ontology annotation, cellular component: cytoplasm. The record is from RefSeq and is a predicted model, not a curated record.